AAGAUGUUGUCUGCAAAAGCCACAUGCAACUCUCACGGCCAAGAUUCAUCCUACUUCCUUGGAUGGGAGGAAUACGAGAAGAAUCCUUACCACCACCUUCACAAUCCCAAUGGAAUCAUCCAAAUGGGUCUCGCCGAGAAUCAACUCUCCUUCGACCUUCUAGAAUCAUGGCUCAAAAACAACCCAGAUUCAGCCGCUAUCAAUCAUCACUCCAUCUUCAAACAACUUGCUCUCUUCCAAGAUUAUCAUGGCCUUCCUGCUUUCAAAAACGCAUUAGUCGAGUUCAUGUCGGAGAUAAGAGAAAACAAAGUAACUUUCGAUCCAAACAAUCUUGUACUCACCGCCGGUGCAACCUCCGCCAAUGAAACUCUAAUGUUUUGCCUCGCUGAUCCCGGCGAAGCUUUCCUCCUUCCCACACCAUAUUAUCCAGGGUUUGAUAGAGAUCUCAAGUGGAGAACUGGAGCCGAGAUCGUACCAAUCCACUGCUCCAGCUCCAAUGGUUUCAGGAUCACCAAAUCUGCCCUCCAAGAGGCAUACCAACAAGCACAAAACCAGAACCUUAAGGUGAAAGGGGUUUUGGUCACAAACCCUUCUAACCCGUUGGGUACGUCACUCAGCUUGCAUGAACUCGAACUCCUCAUCGACUUUAUCUCCUCCAAGAACAUCCAUCUCAUCAGCGAUGAAAUCUACUCCGGCACAGUUUAUUGCUCUCCGGGCUUCGUUAGCAUCAUGGAGGUCCUAAAGAACAAGGGUCUUAUGAACACCGAGGUGUGGAAACGAGUUCACAUUGUUUAUAGCCUUUCCAAAGAUCUUGGUCUACCAGGUUUUCGGAUUGGAGCAAUUUACUCCAACGAUGAUAUCGUCGUCUCCGCCGCAACGAAAAUGUCAAGCUUCGGGUUAAUUUCUUCUCAAACUCAAUACCUACUAUCAGAAAUGCUAUCCGAUAAGAAAUUCACCAAAAACUAUCUGAGGGAGAAUCGAAAAAGGCUGAAACAAAGGCAUGAAAUGAUGGAAAAGGCCCUACAAAAAGCCGGUAUUAGAUGUCUCAAGAGCAAUGCCGGUUUAUUCAGUUGGGUUGAUAUGAGACACCUUUUGAGUUCACCAACUUUUGAAGGGGAAAUGGAGUUAUGGAAGAAGAUUGUGUAUGAUGUCGGGUUGAACAUCUCGCCCGGUUCAUCAUGCCAUUGCAGUGAACCCGGUUGGUUUAGGGUUUGCUUUGCCAACAUGUCGAAGGAAACCCUAGUUCUGGCCAUGCAACGUCUGAGUUCGUUUGUUGAUUCCAUGACGAAGGAAAGCAAUCAAAGCCGUCGCCGGCAGCCACUGAUCGGAAAUCCAAGAAGAUUGAAGUCACUGCCCAAAUGGGUUUUUUUCACUAUCGUUCACUACCGCAAAGUCGGGGAGGAACGGUACGUAGUCCGAUGUGACGAUCAAUUGGUGUCAAAUAAUAAACGUGUGGAUUUUUUGUAAUCGAGUUCUUUAAUUUCAUUUUUUUUUCUCAAUAUGAUGUUGUAUUGAGUUUAGUUUUUCCUUUUUAUUCCUUUCUGGGGAUUACUUGAUGCAGAGAAAGUGUAGUCUAUUUUAUGCAUCAAAAGAAGUGGAAUAUGCUUCUUUCAUUUGCAAAUCCAUUCUUGGUACGAUAGAAGAAUAAAUGAAAUGUUGCUUUUUACAUAAAUUUAUGCGUCUAGUAACAAAAUUAUUUAUAACACUCUUUGAAAACGA
Molecule: messenger RNA, 1719 nt
Organism: Cynara cardunculus var. scolymus (artichoke)
Lineage: Eukaryota; Viridiplantae; Streptophyta; Magnoliopsida; Asterales; Asteraceae
Product: 1-aminocyclopropane-1-carboxylate synthase 3-like
Exons: 3
Coding region: 4-1467 (487 amino acids)
Biological process (GO): amino acid metabolic process; biosynthetic process
Molecular function (GO): pyridoxal phosphate binding; transaminase activity
Source: RefSeq, a predicted model, not a curated record